AUGUCUAAGGUAAUCAAACCUAGCAGUGGGAAGGGUUCUAGAAAGAGUUCGAAAGGGCCUACACCGGAUACUAAAAAUUUCAUUAAUUCGAAGAAAAAGGAUCCGAUAAAUAAAGAUAAACCCAAUAAUGCAUCUCAAAACACACCAGCAGUUCCACAUUCACACCCAUCAGAUACGGUUAUUCCAGAUCGUCUGAUCAAAUUAAUUCCGGAGUUGUAUUCAUUUCAACAACUGAUGGAUUCUGAGAAAAGAUUAGACCAUUUUAUUUACCUACGAAACCUACAUAUGAAGCGCAUGUUAGCGCAAUGGGAUAACUCGAAGGCUUCUCAAGAGUUCUUCUAUCCUCAUUUGGAGUCUCCAAAUGUGAAGUAUCUUCGGAUCUUCAUUUCAAAUGUCAGCGAAAGCCAACCUUGGCAACGGGACACGAAUAAUGAGUCUACGCCUAUGGCGUUGGAGAAUGCUACUUGGACGAUGAGAAUCGAAGGUCGAUUACUGGACGGUAUACAAGCCAAUGAUCCAGCAAGAGAGAAGUUUAGCUCCUUCAUAGAAUCCAUAGUGGUGGACUUCAAAAAUAGAGAGAACGACGACGAACCAUCUAUUAAGGUUGAUGAUGUUCCAGCCGAAGAAAAUAUCACCGAAAUACCUAGUGAGAAGAACUUGAAUUUAAGUUUGCCUUUACAAUUUUCUCUGCCGAAUGAUAACAGCUCUACCACUAGUAACAUUGUCCAAAAUAACGUCAUGAUGGCAGAGCAGACUGUUAAAAAAGACAUGGUUUCUACAACACCAAAGUUAGAGCCAGUAAAAUGGCAGUAUGACCCAAAUAAUCCGGUAGAUUUUGAUGGACUUGAUAUUAAGAGGACAGGUUCUGAAAAUGUAGAAUGUACUAUAAGCAUACUGCGAAAGUCAUCCCCGGAAGAGCCGUUUAUGACUUAUUCUCCAGAGCUAGCCAGUGUAAUAGGAUUGAAGAGGGGAACAUUACAUGAUGCUAUAUUCUCAAUAUAUAAAUACAUUCAUCUAAAUGGGUUACUUAACAAUGAUGAGUCUACUUUCGCAAACUUGAUGAGUAAUAGGAACAACUACAAUACCAAUACUAGUACCAAUAAUGUGCUCGAUGCAACACACAAUCAAAUGUCUACUGUAAGGUUAGACUUACAGCUCUCGACCUUAUUGCCUGAAGGUCUUAAGAAGUCUUCACCAUCUACUAUGAAACUGACAGAUUUAAUGGCUCUAAUUAAUACACAUUUACUCCCACUAGAACCAAUUGUAAUUGACUACACAGUACGCGUUGAUAAAGCUUCCACAUAUGGUGAGUUAGUUAUUGAUAUUGAAGUGCCCGAUCUCAAUGCCAUAAAAUUGAAUAACCUACGGAGAGAAAGCCAAACUGGAACCGCUGAGUUGAAUGAAAUCACUAAGGAUUUUGAACAAAUCAAAGCUAAGAUAGCAUCGCAAGACAAAGAGAUAAUUUCUACUCUGUCAGAUUUACACGAAAGUAACAAACGAUAUCGUUUCUUCAAGAAAAUCAGUGAGGACCCAGUUAAGACAUUAAAAGAAUGUAUUGAGUCUACUUCGAAUGCUUUGAAAGUCUUAUCCGGCGAUGAAGGCUAUAAUGAAGAUAUGGUAAGGCGAGCUAGCUUUUACAAGGAAAAUGAGGCAAUGUUACGCGAAAACAUAGAAGUCAUUUUAUCAAAUGGACGAAUGUAG
Messenger RNA from Saccharomyces mikatae IFO 1815, 1701 nucleotides. It is a transcript of the gene SNF12, whose product is annotated as Snf12p. Gene Ontology annotation, cellular component: SWI/SNF complex; nucleus. Bases 1 to 1701 code for a protein of 566 amino acids. Gene Ontology annotation, biological process: regulation of transcription by RNA polymerase II. Lineage: Eukaryota; Fungi; Ascomycota; Saccharomycetes; Saccharomycetales; Saccharomycetaceae. The record is from RefSeq and is a predicted model, not a curated record. The transcript has a single exon.